GCUACCAAUAAGAAGAAACAAAACCGGCCGCGCAACUUUAUUUUCAGGCACAAUCUUUGAAGACCAGCGCAAGGGUGACCUGCCCACCAUGUCCUGCUAUCGCCUGUGCAGUCGCCAGCUCCAAGACUUUGUGAAGACCUUCUGUUUAAAGCAGGACCUGACAGUGGGGCCAUCAACAGCUAAGAUGUUCUACACGGCCAGGAACUACCUUGCCGGGAAGAUCCCGGGUGAGCUGGUGUUUGCCGUGGACAAGUGGCCGGACUAUUCCGCUGUCAUGUGUGCGGCGGGGGAGGGGACAUUACAGCAUCUGCAGGAGAUCGACUCCUACACGUUCUGCUGGGAAAAUGGGGACGGUCUUCUGAAACUCCUCCGGGACGACAAGCUGGUGGAUUGGAGCAGGAACUUCACCAUCGCAGCGUUCUCAGAGAAAGGUGUGCCGGCGCUGCGGCAGGUGUGCAGGGAGAUGGGGAGGCAUGUGCCCUCACCUGACGACAUGACGCAAGUGCGCACCGUCUUCAAUUCGGACAGGGUACGGGUACGGGUACCUGGAAACGACAGCCUGCCCGACCCGUCCCUGUCCAUCGGCCGGCUGGAGCGGCAUCACGCGGAGCUGGUGAACAAGACCUGGGUGUGGGGAGGGCCGCCCAAGGUGCUGGAGUUCAUCCAGUACGUGCUGGCAACGUUCCCUUCCAGAUGUGUGUACAACAAGCUGGGGGAGAUUCUGGCGUUCACCAUCAUGCAGCCAUGGGGCGAGCUGGGCAUGAUGUGGAGCAAGGUUCCCGGAGCAGGGUACGGCUUCUACAGCACUCUGGCCCUGUUUAACGACACGGUGGGGGCGGGGGACGCUCCGUAUGGAUUCAUAGAGACGGGCAAUAAAAUGGCUAUCAAAAUGUUUGAUCGAGCAGGGGGGAAGUGGGAUCCUUCUGGCCCCUGUUAUUGGGUUAACAUGUAAAACUUGUACGCAAGAAAGUAAACAGCUCAUCCACUCUACAUGUGUAUGAGUUGAGCGUGAUGAUAGGAUGUAUGAAAUAAGUAAACGCCACUGUUUUUUAAAACCACAAGGAAGAGCGAAGUGAUAUGACGUUUACUCUCUUCCUGUCAUGUCUUUGAUUAACAUUUUCUAUUUCUGUCACCAUAAAAACGUAACCGGAGAUAUUCAUUGAAUGAUCGCAGCAUAAGUGACGUAUCAAUACGGUGACUAAUUCAUAUUGGGUGAAAGUAUGUUAUAAUGCGAAAUACUGCAGCCUGACGACCAGACGUACAAAGUUGAUAUUGUGAGACCGUUUUGGGAGCCGAUAUAAGCUUGGAAAGAUGCUGGCCUCUGUUGUCAUAUGUCCAACGUAUUUCAACAUUAUUCAGAAUUCCAGUCAGUGAACAUAGUAAAUGACGCUAACAGUAUAGCUAUGCUAGGAAUCUCCAUUAGUUGAAUAUAUCAAAAUAUUCUUCCUGGAGUCCUAUACACACGAUCCAAUAAAAAAAUACAUUACAAUAUAUUACACAUAUAAUUUUGAUCAAUUAAUUAGCAUCAAUCAAUAACAUCAUUAUCAUAUUAUAUCAUACAUGUUCGUAGAUGACCUAAGUUAUCAUAUGUUGAGAUUUGUGGAGGUUAGAAGUCAUGCCUUUUACAGAAGUCUAUUCAAAGUUUACCAAGAUAAUUGGCGAGGAUUUAUGUCGAUGAGUUUUUGUCCAAAACCAGAUUUUAUCUUCGAAUGCACGUGGGUUUGAUGAUAUGAUGUGGAUGUGUAGAGUGUUGUAUGUUCUAUUUGCUCUGUAUAGGAAGGUUCGAGUAAUGGCAUUGGUUCUAGGUUUGGAUUGCAGGAAUGCACCUUUCUGUGCCAGUCUGGUGUAGUGAGAAUGUGCCAUGUUAACUGUACAUGUUUUUAAACGACUAAAAAUACAUUUUUGGCUGUUUCUCCGUUACUAGUUUAUGGAAUAUGUUGAUAGUGCCUGUAAACAGUCUUUCUUUAGCUGAUGGCCAGUUUAACUGAUUCUGAAUACAUCUAAAUUGGCGUCCAACAUGCACCUGUUGCCAGUCAAGUUGCUCUAUUUUGGACGACUUGCAGUUUGUCUGACGUGUAAACGAAUUGUUGAACCCAACAUGUUGAUAUUUUCAUAAACCAGGUUUCUUUAUUUGUAUCUACGUCUUUGCA
Messenger RNA from Branchiostoma floridae (Florida lancelet), 2150 nucleotides. RefSeq names its product glycine N-acyltransferase-like. Gene Ontology annotation, molecular function: glycine N-acyltransferase activity. Lineage: Eukaryota; Metazoa; Chordata; Leptocardii; Amphioxiformes; Branchiostomatidae. Gene Ontology annotation, cellular component: mitochondrion. The coding region runs from base 89 to 952 and encodes 287 amino acids. The record is from RefSeq and is a predicted model, not a curated record. The transcript has 6 exons.